Molecule: messenger RNA, 1060 nt
Organism: Electrophorus electricus (electric eel)
Lineage: Eukaryota; Metazoa; Chordata; Actinopteri; Gymnotiformes; Gymnotidae
Gene: pgls
Product: 6-phosphogluconolactonase
Biological process (GO): pentose-phosphate shunt; carbohydrate metabolic process
Molecular function (GO): 6-phosphogluconolactonase activity
Source: RefSeq, a predicted model, not a curated record
UCGUAUGAGGAAGUUAGAGGCGGGAGCCCGGACGGGAAAUUUGGUCAGGUUCAAUCUGAGCGAAUAUUUCAGGGUGACAAUGUCAGGCCGAAGAGUGCUAGUGUUUCCUUCAGCAGCAGAACUUGGGCCUGCCUUGGCCCAGCUGGUCACAUCUCAGGCAGCAAAGUCCCUGGCCAGUGGUUCUUGCUGUUUUUCCCUGGGUCUGUCUGGGGGAGGUCUGGUAUCCAUUCUAAGUAGGGAGCUGCCUGGGAUGCAGAACCUGGACUGCAGCCGAUGGCUGGUGGGCUUCUGUGAUGAGAGACUGGUUCCUUCUGAUGACCCUGAGAGUACAUACGGGCUAUAUAAGAAUCAGUUGUUCACAAAAAUCAACAUUCCAGAGGAGAGGAUUUUGGCAAUAGAUCCAUCCUUACCAGUGCAGGAGUGUGCAGAUGACUAUGCUGGAAAACUUCGUAAGGCUUUCAAUACAGAACAAAUGCCAGUAUUUGAUAUGUUGUUACUUGGCAUGGGACCUGAUGGACAUACAUGCUCCCUCUUCCCGGACCAUCUUUUACUGCAGGAAUGCCAGAAGAUAGUCGCCCCCAUCAGUGACUCCCCGAAACCGCCCCCUCAGCGCGUCACCCUCACGCUGCCGGUCGUCAACGCCGCGCGCUGCGUGAUCUUCGUGUGCACCGGGGGCAGCAAAGCGCCCGUGCUCAAGCAAGUGUUGGAGGGUGGAGAAGGCCCCCUUCUGCCUGCAGCGCGUGUCUCACCGGCACGGGGAGAGCUGUUCUGGCUGGUAGACGAGCCGGCGGCGGCAUGUCUUACUCUAGACGUGGAAAGACCAAGCCCCGGGGCAAAGUUAUGAGGGGGAGGAUGACCUGGAGAACAAGAUUGUCAUAAAACUCAUAAACCUACCCCAAAACGUAACGGUUUACGCUUAACGGUGACUGUAUGUUCACUGAUUUGUCUUUUGCAAGUUGAUACGUUGUAUAUCAGAUGAACUUUUGAGUGUAGACGAGGCAACGCUUACAUUUCUGUGCGAUGUAUCUGAAGAUUGAUUACAUUAAACAGUGAAAAUUGC